Malania oleifera is the source of this 2071-nucleotide messenger RNA. RefSeq names its product bifunctional purple acid phosphatase 26-like. The record is from RefSeq and is a predicted model, not a curated record. The transcript is spliced from 10 exons. Bases 266 to 1738 code for a protein of 490 amino acids. NCBI's taxonomy places the organism in Eukaryota, Viridiplantae, Streptophyta, Magnoliopsida, Santalales, Ximeniaceae. Gene Ontology annotation, molecular function: metal ion binding; acid phosphatase activity.
AAAAUUAAAAUAGGAAAAACUCGGAUGCCGGGUCUCUUGGCGGGGGGAAACAACCACCUUAUCACAGCGCAGCAAAACGACAAACUGUUGCUCCUAACUUACGCCACCCUUCAUCAUUCCCUGCUAUCCUACGCUUCCCACCGCCCUCAUAACCCACUCCAUUAGUCAUUAAUUUAAUAAACUACCACUUCGAUCCAGAGCUCUCUCGCGCGCGCGCGCUCUAUUGCGAUCUCUGCCAUUGAGUCAGGGCUUCCUUUGGAUAAUCAUGCUAGCUGCUUCUGGAGUGCAGCUUUCAUUAUUCCAGUUUCUAUUCAGUUUAUUUAUUAUUAUCUUAAGCUCUUUGGAAAGGGGGAGUGCAAGGAUCACCAGUUCUUUUAUCCGUUCUGAGUGGCCAUCUGUUGAUAUUCCUCUUGAUAGUGAAGUGUUUGCAGUUCCUAAGGGUUACAAUGCACCACAGCAAGUGCAUAUCACCCAAGGAGAUUAUGACGGCAAGGCUGUAAUAAUUUCAUGGGUGACAACUGAGGAACCUGGACCUAGUGAAGUACAAUAUGGCACAUCAGAGAAGAAAUAUGAUUUUAGUGCCAAGGGCAAAAUGACAAAUUACACCUUCUACAAGUAUAAGUCUGGCUACAUUCACAAUUGUCUUGUUCAUGGCCUUGAGUAUGAUACCAAAUACUAUUACAAGAUUGGAGCAGGUGACUCUUCUCGUGAAUUUUGGUUUCUAACACCUCCAAAGAUUGCUGCAGAUGCUCCCUAUACCUUUGGAAUAAUUGGUGAUUUGGGUCAAACAAAUAAUUCACUUUCCACUCUCCAACAUUACAUGCAAAGUGGGGGAAUGACUGUCUUAUUUGUUGGGGAUCUUUCUUAUGCUGAUAGAUAUGAAUAUAAUGACGUUGGUAUUAGAUGGGAUUCAUGGGGCCGCCUUAUUGAGCAAAGUGCUGCAUAUCAACCAUGGAUUUGGACAACUGGGAAUCAUGAAGUAGAGUACAUGCCCAAAAUGGGUGAAGUUCUUCCAUUUAAAUCUUAUCUGCAUAGAUAUUCCACUCCCUAUAUGGCCUCCAAUAGCACAAACCCUCUUUGGUAUGCUGUUCGACGUGCAUCUGCUCAUAUUAUCGUGCUUUCCAGUUAUUCUCCAUUCGUCAAAUACACACCACAAUGGAACUGGCUGCGAAGAGAGCUAAAGCGAGUGGACAGAGAGAAGACACCCUGGCUUAUUGUUCUCAUGCAUGCCCCCAUCUACAACAGCAAUGUAGCCCACUAUAUGGAGGGUGAAAGUAUGAGAGCAGUCUUUGAGAGCUGGUUUGCCCGAUUUAAAGUUGAUCUUGUCUUUGCCGGCCAUGUCCAUGCUUAUGAGAGAUCAUAUCGUAUCUCAAACUUCCACUACAAUGUAACAAAUGGUGAUUGUUAUCCUGUACCUGAUAAAUCAGCCCCUGUUUAUAUAACUGUUGGAGAUGGAGGAAAUCAAGAAGGUCUAGCUGGAAAGUUUUGGGACCCGCAGCCUGAUUAUUCCGCAUUCCGUGAAGCCAGUUAUGGCCACUCCACAUUAGAGAUAAAGAACAGAACCCACGCAUUUUACCAUUGGAACCGAAAUGAUGACGGGAAGCAAGUCCUGACUGAUUCAGUAGUAUUUCUCAAUCAGUACUGGGCCAGCAAUCUUCAGAGGAGGAGGCUCAAGAAGAAUAAUCUCAGGACCAUUGCUAGCCGCAUUGCGACUUCUGCAACUUCCUCAUCGGUUUAGGCACUUACUAUUAAAGCUUGACAUGCUUUUGUGGACGGAACAUAAUUGGAAAAAAAUAAUUGGAUGUGCUUUGUUUAUUCUCUGAACUCAUUUGAUUAAAUGGAGUCCCACUUCUUCGUGAUGGCGGACCGCAUCAUCACUCCGAACCAUUUCACCAAGGAGAGCUCACAUUUGGAUGUCUAAUGGGAGUAUUCCACUGUGUUUUCUUGAGUUGUGCAUCUAAUUAGCUCUAUGUUGUCUAUUUUGUCGUAUGUAUCUGAUUGGUUGUAUGAUUUUGUAAUAUGACAUGAUGGACAACACCAAUUCAUUUAUUUAUGUAUUUAUAUUUUAAAA